AUGUCAACACACGCAAAUCACCCCUUUCAUUUAGUCGAUUAUAGCCCUUGACCUUUAACAGGAGCUAUUGGAGCUAUAACAACUGUUACUGGUCUUGUUCAAUGAUUUCAUCAAUAUGAUUUAACACUAUUUACUUUAGGAAAUAUUAUUACUUUAAUAACUAUAUAUCAAUGAUGACGAGAUAUCUCUCGAGAAGGAACUUUUCAAGGAUUACAUACAUUACCAGUUACUUUAGGUUUACGAUGAGGAAUAAUUUUAUUUAUUGUUUCUGAAAUUUUCUUCUUUAUUUCUUUUUUUUGAGCUUUUUUUCAUAGUAGUCUUUCGCCAACAAUUGAAUUAGGAAUAACUUGACCCCCAGUUGGAAUUAUUGCUUUUAACCCCUUUCAAAUUCCUCUUUUAAAUACUGCUAUUUUAUUAGCAUCAGGAGUUACUGUAACAUGGGCUCAUCAUAGUUUAAUAGAAAAUAACCACACUCAAGCAACACAAAGUUUAUUUUUUACUGUAUUAUUAGGAAUUUAUUUUUCGAUUCUUCAAGGUUAUGAAUAUAUUGAAGCUUCAUUUACAAUUGCAGAUAGUGUUUAUGGUUCAACAUUUUUUAUAGCAACAGGAUUCCAUGGGCUUCAUGUAUUAAUUGGAACAUCUUUUUUAUUAGUAUGUUUACUACGACAUAUUAAUUAUCAUUUUUCAAAAAGUCAUCAUUUUGGAUUUGAAGCUGCAGCAUGAUAUUGACAUUUUGUUGAUGUAGUUUGAUUAUUUUUAUAUAUUUCAAUUUACUGAUGAGGUAGAUA
This is a messenger RNA of Culex pipiens pallens (northern house mosquito), 788 nucleotides long. Lineage: Eukaryota; Metazoa; Arthropoda; Insecta; Diptera; Culicidae. The record is from the annotation of a RefSeq genome assembly.